AUGGGGGGGGAGUGGGAGGGAAGGGAGGUACGGCCCGGGGCCCGGAGCCCAGACUCGGCGCUCCUGGGGGGGCCCGGGCUCAGACACAAAGUGACGGCCGCGGGAGCUGCGCGGCGCGUGGGCACCGGAAGUGCCCGCCUCAGAUCCCGGCUCCUCCCCUCUCCUCACCCUGGGAAGGGCGGGGGAGCGGGGAGCGGGGAGUCAGGCGGGGGACCAAACGGGGGCGCCUGCGCUGUCGGCCCGCCAGACCUCUCCAGUGCCCCCCACGCCACUCCUCCCUUCGGGCUCCCCCGCCCCUCGGAUCCCGGCGUUGGGGAUCCAUCCCUCAAACAAAGAAUUAAAGAGAAAGAGAAAAAAGAAGAUGGGGGGAAGCAAUUAUGAAAAAUUAAACAUCAAUCAAGUUCCAACAUUUUAUGUUCCAAC
Messenger RNA from Dromiciops gliroides (monito del monte), 423 nucleotides. RefSeq lists its product as uncharacterized. Lineage: Eukaryota; Metazoa; Chordata; Mammalia; Microbiotheria; Microbiotheriidae. The transcript is spliced from 2 exons. The coding region runs from base 1 to 381 and encodes 126 amino acids. The record is from RefSeq and is a predicted model, not a curated record.